Messenger RNA from Cryptococcus amylolentus CBS 6039, 1197 nucleotides. RefSeq names its product 26S protease regulatory subunit 8. The transcript is spliced from 6 exons. The record is from RefSeq and is a predicted model, not a curated record. NCBI's taxonomy places the organism in Eukaryota, Fungi, Basidiomycota, Tremellomycetes, Tremellales, Cryptococcaceae. Gene Ontology annotation, cellular component: proteasome regulatory particle, base subcomplex. Bases 1 to 1197 code for a protein of 398 amino acids. Gene Ontology annotation, biological process: proteasome-mediated ubiquitin-dependent protein catabolic process. Gene Ontology annotation, molecular function: proteasome-activating activity; ATP binding; ATP hydrolysis activity.
AUGGCUGUGGCGACCCAGAAGAUACCAAAGGCUCCAACAGCCCCUAGUACCUCCAUCAAGACAUACUACCAAAACAAAAUUGAAUCUGCCGAGCUUGACAUUACCCGCAAGACCCAGAACUUGCGUCGAUUGGAAGCUCAGCGAAAUGCUCUCAAUGCUCGAGUGAGGCUCCUCCGAGAAGAGCUGCAGGUCCUGCAAGAGCCUGGAAGCUAUGUGGGUGAAGUCAUCAAGGUGAUGGGCAAGAAGAAGGUCUUGGUCAAGGUGCAGCCUGAGGGCAAGUAUGUGGUCGACUUCUCCCCCGACAUCCCCGUCUCCUCCCUCACUCCCAACCUCCGUGUCUCCCUCCGUGCCGACUCUUAUCUCCUCCACUCCAUUCUCCCCAACAAGAUCGAUCCCCUCGUCUCUCUGAUGAUGGUCGAAAAAGUCCCCGACAGUACCUACGAGAUGGUCGGUGGUCUGGACAAGCAGAUCAAGGAAAUCAAAGAGGUCAUUGAGCUGCCGGUCAAGCACCCAGAACUGUUUGAGAGUCUGGGUAUCGCUCAGCCCAAGGGUGUGUUGCUGUAUGGCCCCCCGGGAACGGGCAAGACGCUGUUGGCGAGAGCGGUGGCGCACCACACGGACUGUCGAUUCAUUCGAGUCUCCGGAUCGGAAUUGGUGCAAAAGUACAUUGGUGAAGGUUCGAGGAUGGUUCGAGAGCUGUUUGUGAUGGCCCGGGAGCAUGCCCCGAGUAUCAUCUUUAUGGAUGAGAUCGACUCUAUUGGAUCGAGCCGUGGCGAGAGCGGUAAGGGAGACUCGGAAGUGCAGAGGACCAUGAUGGAGCUGUUGAACCAGCUGGAUGGAUUUGAGGCUACCAAGAACAUCAAGGUUAUCAUGGCCACCAACCGUAUAGACAUCCUCGACUCUGCCCUUCUCCGACCAGGACGAAUUGACCGAAAGAUCGAGUUCCCGCCUCCCAACCCUGAGGCCCGUAUCACCAUUCUCAAAAUCCACUCUCGAAAGAUGUCUUUGCAAAGAGGUAUCAACUUCAGAGCGUUGGCGGAGAAGAUGGGCAACUGCUCUGGUGCGGAGGUGAGGGGAAUGUACGCUUUGCGUGAGAGGCGUCAGUACGUCGGGCAGGAGGACUUUGAGAUGGCUAUCGCCAAGGUGUUGAAGAAGAACGCGGAGAGCAACAUGAGUGUCAACAAGCUCUUCAGCUAG